Messenger RNA from Hemiscyllium ocellatum (epaulette shark), 1714 nucleotides. RefSeq names its product ferroptosis suppressor protein 1-like. Gene Ontology annotation, molecular function: flavin adenine dinucleotide binding; electron-transferring-flavoprotein dehydrogenase activity. Lineage: Eukaryota; Metazoa; Chordata; Chondrichthyes; Orectolobiformes; Hemiscylliidae. Gene Ontology annotation, biological process: apoptotic mitochondrial changes; positive regulation of apoptotic process. The transcript is spliced from 10 exons. Bases 251 to 1417 code for a protein of 388 amino acids. The record is from RefSeq and is a predicted model, not a curated record. Gene Ontology annotation, cellular component: mitochondrion; cytoplasm.
CCGGUUGUUGGUCCGAAAGUUGACAAAGCGUUUCUCGGGUUGUAAUUGGACCUUGAGUGUUAUCAGAGAAUGCUGGAAAUAGAAGGGGAGUUCAUGUGAUAAACAAGGCCGAGUCUUGGGGGUUCAGUAUGGUUUGUAAGUGAGCGUGUGUACUGGGGAAGGCUCUGCUGGGAGAAUGCAUCUAGUUCUUUCUCUCACUUCUCGAUUGACUUGGGAAGCUUGUGGGCCAUGACUGAGCAUCCUGGUGGAGAUGAUCCAGUGGAGGUGGGGUGUGGAGAGUCCCCCCAGGAGAAUUAUGGGCGGAUCAGUAUCUGUCGAUGAAAGUUUCCACGUUGUGAUUGUUGGUGGCGGCUUUGGAGGCAUUGCAGCAGGAAACCGUUUGAAGUCAUACAAUGUUCCAUUCACGUUGAUUGAUGUGAAAGAUGCUUUCCAUCAUAAUCCAGGAGCACUCAGAGCAUCAGUGGAAAGUGGAUUUGCAAAGCAGACAUUCAUAUCAUUCAAAGAGACGUUUGCACAGAACUUCAAGCAAGGCAAGGUCAUUGAUAUUGAUUUAGAAAAGCAGGAUGUUAUUUUAGAAAAUGGAGAGACACUACAUUUUUCCCACCUCAUUUUGGCGACUGGUAGCUCAGGACCAUUCCCUGGAAAAUUUGUUGAACCAGUUACAAUGGAGACUGCCAUCCAGAUGUAUGAAGAUCUAGUAAAACAGGUUCAAGAAGCUCAGAGAAUUGUUGUGAUUGGAGGUGGAUCUGCUGGUGUGGAAAUGGCAGCAGAAGUCAAAACUGAUUACCCUGAUAAAGAGGUAACUUUGAUUCAUUCCAAGAUUGCUCUGGCUGAUGUUCAACUCUUACCCAGCGUAAGACAGGGGCUGAAAGAAAUUCUCUUGAAGAAAGGAGUUCAGCUUCAGUUAGGACAAAAAGUCAUCAACAUCCAGGACCUGGUGAUGAAUGAAAUGAAGGCUGACAUGAAAGUACUGACUGACAAAGGAUUGGAGAUUAUUGCAGACAUGGUCAUCUGUUGUACUGGAAUAAGGGUCAAUUCUUCAGCUUAUUCAAAUGCUUUCAAAGAUUGUCUUGCUGAGGAUGGUGCGGUACAGGUCAACCCACAUUUGCAAGUCAUUGGGAUGAAAAAUGUUUAUGCAAUAGGAGAUUGUGCAGAUGUGAAGGAACCCAAAAUGGCUUAUCAUGCUGCACUUCAUGCAGUGGUUGCUGCAGAUAAUAUUAUCAACAGUGUUGGCAAAAAAAAUCUGAAAGUUUACAAACCAGGUUCUCUGACUAUGCUAUUGUCAAUGGGUCGGAAUGAUGGAAUUGGCCAGAUUUUCGGUUGUCAUGUUGGAAAAUUCAUUGUUGUCACGGCCAAAAGUAAAGAUCUACUAGUUUGGAAAAGCUGGAGAGAAAUGGGCCAAACAAAACCCAGCUGACUAGAGUGCUUUACUGUCUUUCUCCCAUUCUGGAAUGUGCCUUUUUGGUUUCUUUUUAUGCAUAUUUAAUCCUUUUGAAUUAAAAAUUAUGAUGCUGUAACUUUAUAAAUAAUUUGCAAGUAGAAAUGAUAGAACCUGAACAGAUAUACAGUAGUCAACCAUAACAUGACAAAAAAUAUCAAAUACAUGUUUUAUAUGGGUGCAGAAAAAGCAGCUGUGAUCCCAUUUCUGUUCACUGAUGCUUAUGAAGUUUAAUCACUGCAAACAAUAAAUAGAUUUUUCAAAUCCACACUGUAA